Polistes canadensis is the source of this 1458-nucleotide messenger RNA. RefSeq lists its product as uncharacterized. Gene Ontology annotation, cellular component: mitochondrial large ribosomal subunit. The record is from RefSeq and is a predicted model, not a curated record. The transcript is spliced from 3 exons. The coding region runs from base 121 to 582 and encodes 153 amino acids. Lineage: Eukaryota; Metazoa; Arthropoda; Insecta; Hymenoptera; Vespidae.
UAUAGUAAUUUUUAUUUUAGAAGAUAUUCGAAGAACCUAACCGUGCAAGUUAUUAACGAUAAAAUGGUGUGAUACGUUUUGUUAGUUGUGUAUGUAAUAGCGUAUUAUAUUGUCUGCAAAAUGUCGGUUCCUUAUAGCGGAGCGCUUACCCGCUCUCGCGGUUUAAUAAGUUCUAUUGCUAAAGAAAUGAGAACACUUAAUUUCAAAUUAGUUAAUAAGAUCGUCGUACAGUUCGAUCCCUUUUACGAAAAAGUUACGGAAACGAGAAAGUUUCUUUUUUAUAUAUCAAGCCCGAAAGUUCAGAAAACAAAUCCUCUCUACGCAUUAAAAACCAAAAUUGUCUGCGAUCAAUCUGAGCCUAUCAUUACAUUUGAUCUUACAUCAGGAAACAAAGUAAUAUUCAAGUGUGGAAAUUUGAAUGCUUUGAAUAUUUUACAAUAUUGCAACAAGCAUAUCAGUUCUUUAGUUCCACCUCCUGAAAAGACUCCUAAAGAAAUAUUGCUUGAGGAGAAAGAGAAACAGAGAAAGAAGAAAUGGAAGAAAAUAAAACCAUUUUCUAAAAGAAGAGGUGUAUUUUAUUAAAAUUAUAAUUGAAUUAAGCCAGAGAAUAUUGACAAAAAAGUCUUGUAAAUCAUUUGAUUAUAUUCAAACUUUAUUGAAUAUUUUAUGAAAGGAAAUGUUUAAUUAGAAAAUAAAAUAAAUAGAAGAGAAAGCAAGCGGAGAAAAAAUAUUAUCACUUCAUUAAGACAUCGAUCAAGUUUUAUCCUAUUUUUCUUUGCUUUAAUGAAAUCAAAAAUAAUUCAAACAACCUACAUUGUCAAUUCAUAAGAGAAAUAGUAAUCGUGUAUUUACUGCAAAGAAUUUUUCAUUUUUAAUUCUUAAUAUAUUAUUUAAUAUAUUAAACAUAUAAAGCUGGAUAUAUAUAUUUAUAUAUAUAUAAAUGAUUAAAUAACUUCACCAUAAAGAUAAUUACUUGCAAUAUUAGAAAUUUUGUAGAAACACUUAUUAAAAAUUAAAGCUUGUCUAUUUCUUAAAAUCUUGGUAUAUAAUAUCUCGUAUAUAAAAUAAAAGUUACAUUUCAAUUUUUACUUUAAUUAUAUUAAAAAUAUAUUCGAUUAAAACUACAACACAUCUAUCUAUUUCACAUUGUAUAAAGUAUUCUACAAAAAAAAAAAUCUUUUCACCAUGGCGAGCCAUGCUUCGACUAGCAAAAAUUAUAAUAUGAAAGUAAUCGAUACCCUUUACAAUAAAAUACCAGCUUUUACUGAUCUAUUUGACGAAGAAACAUGGUAUACUUUUGUUGCUUGUUUCGUAGCAGGCACUUUUAUAAUUGCAUUUAUACUUUCAAGAUUUAUUACAUUACACCCAGUCGAUUAAAAAAUUCAUUCUAAUCUAAUGUUAUAUUCUUAUUCAUGCUUUAAAAAAUAUGUAAUAUAAAUAAACGAAUAUGUAAUACCG